UCUAAUAAGUAUUUUUGAAAAAUUUAAACGCAGAAUGAAAGAUUACUUUAUCACCGAGGGCCGAAAGUCCCUUAGAAUGAAUAUUCCAUAGGGUGAUGCGAACUUUGAAAAAAAAAAGACAGUUUAAUUCGUACACCCGGUAUAUAUACAAUGAAAAUUUACUUAUUUAGCAACAAUAUUAUUACAGGGGUAUUGUUAAAGAAUCAGGCUAUAACAUAUUAAAAAAUCAAUUUAAAUCGGCCAACAGGUUCGGGAAAUACGAGACAUCAAAAAUGACCAAAUUUUUGAGUGGGCUGAUUUCUAUGCACGCAAGUUUAUAUAAAUUUCUUUAAGUUUGGUAUUUUACAUACGGCAUACCUACUUAUAAUUUUUGUUUUUGUAGAUGCCAAGCCGUUGCUGUGUGCCAGAGUGCAAAAGCAAUUACGAUAGCAGUCUUAAAAAGAAUGAACAACCAGAAAGCACUUUUUUAUUUCCAAAGGAUCCAAAGCUGCGAGAACUUUGUUUACAGUGUAUCCACAGGAAAAAUUUUGUUAUUGGAACAUCAGCGGUAGUAUGUGCCAAACAUUUUUAUUCUGAUGACAUCGAGAGAGUUAGAGAAUGGGUAGAUAAGGAAGGCAACAAACAUGUAGAGAAAUUAACGAAUCCUAAGUUAAAACCUUCUGCAGUUCCUCGCGGAAAGUGCGAAAAACUUUAAAAGGAAAGGAACAAAAUGCAAAAUUUUGACGCCUGUCAAAAUUUUCAGUGUAUUUUAAAUGCAAUGAUUUUUUCGAAUUCUGAGAAAACUAAUAAGUAUUUUUGAAAAAUUUAAACGCUGAAUGAAAGAUUACUUUAUUACCGAGGGCCGAAAGUCCCUUAGAAUGAAUGAAAGGUUGUUUUUGAAUGACAUAUUUGAAACUAAAAAUCACACUAAAUUUUCUUAAUUUUUCGCCCCUGUAACUUAUUAAAAUAAACAUAGAAGUUUUCAGGGACUUUCGGCCCUCGGUCCUAACGUAAUCUUUCAUUCUGCGUUUAAAUUUUUGAAAAAUACUCAUUAGUUUUCUUAGGAUUCGAAAAAAAUUAAUCCCAUGUAUAUUCUUGUUAUUGGUUUUUUUUUGUAUAAUAAACGUUACUUACAAGGAA
This is a messenger RNA of Diabrotica virgifera virgifera (western corn rootworm), 1119 nucleotides long. RefSeq names its product THAP domain-containing protein 2-like. The record is from RefSeq and is a predicted model, not a curated record. Bases 383 to 694 code for a protein of 103 amino acids. The transcript has a single exon. Gene Ontology annotation, molecular function: sequence-specific DNA binding. Lineage: Eukaryota; Metazoa; Arthropoda; Insecta; Coleoptera; Chrysomelidae.